Molecule: messenger RNA, 519 nt
Organism: Coccinella septempunctata (seven-spotted ladybird)
Lineage: Eukaryota; Metazoa; Arthropoda; Insecta; Coleoptera; Coccinellidae
Exons: 2
Coding region: 111-512 (133 amino acids)
Molecular function (GO): odorant binding
Source: RefSeq, a predicted model, not a curated record
AAAUAACGCUCAUUAAGUUAUCGGAAAAUCCGAAGUCUUUAAGUCAAAUGAAAGUAUAAAUGGAAUGAGCUUUUCUGGUCUCUCAAUAUUGUUUUUCUUACGCUACAAUCAUGAAGUCCUAUUUCGUUGUGUUCCUCGUCUUCUCGAUUAUAAUCAAUGCUUUAGCCCUUAAGAUCGACUUCAACCACAAAGAACCCAGACACAAGGAUUGCAUCGGUCAUCUUUUCGGUGCUGGUCAAAUUGCUCUACUAAAUCGUGGAGAUCAUGUGGAUCCAUUUUGUCCGGAAUAUUCCAGACACCUCAAAUGCAUCUGGAAACAAAUGGGUGUUAUGAACGAAGAAGGUAUCCUCCAAGAAGGGGUGAUAGUGGAAAAAAUUGACGAGUUGUCCAACGGCGAUCAGAAUGAUAUAAAAAAGGCGAAAGGAUGCAUCGUUCAGAAGAAGACUCAAGAGAAGACUGCCAACGAUUUUUACAAUUGUAUCCAUCUGCUUGUGAAGAAAUAUAACACUUGAAUAAAUU